AUGCAGGAGAAACUGGGGAAGACCCCUCUCUGCACGAUUCCCUGGGGAGCUGCUGCUGCCAGCCCGGGCCAGAGCGGCCAGGGGCCCGACUCAGCACAAGGCGGCGUCCUAGAGUGGUUUCCACCCCUCCGCAGGGAAGAACCCAGGAGUCCGGGGUCCCGCCCUCCCCAGGGGGGAACCCAGGAGUCCGAGCACCGGCCUCCCCAAGGCAGAGGCCCCGCCGCCCUCACCCGUCACGCGCUUUCCCAAGAUGGAGCCGGAGCAAAGGUCCGCCGCCAGCGCACGCCAGAGAGAAAAGGAAGGAGGGCGGGGCUUCUAGGGCGCAGGCGCACUGAGGCGGCUCUAACGGCGUCACUCUCCUCCUGCCCCUGCGCUCCCUGUUUGGUGACGUCAUUCCCGGAGACGGUGGGAAGUCGCGCUGUGCGUGGCGUCAUCAGCCGGCGCCGCGGUGGUCGCUUUCCUUCCGGUUCCUGGGUGACGGCCCCCACCUCCUUGAGUGUGUCCAGGUGGACCUUGUAUUCCUGCUGCACCUCCAAAGCCAGGAGGGUCAAGGCCUCCUCGUUUUCAUUCACCCAGGAUAACAGAAAUUCACACUUCUUCUUGGCACCGUACACCCUGGACUGGUCCUCGGCCGGCAGCCGUCUCUUCCCUUUGCUCAGCAGCCUGGAUAGGUGGGGCCGCCUGCAGGGCCUCUGCUGUGGAAUGGAAGACCUGCCUGGCCCCCAGGGCCCCGGAGACAUCCAGGACCGUUUCACAAAAUUCAGGGAGCAGCUCGUCCCCAUCCCCAUUGUAAAGCGCCAUGGCUUGCAGCUCCCGGUUCUGGAAGUCUUGAGCGCAGGAGCCGUGGCCCCGGUAGCAAGGCACCGAGCAGAAGCGGAGGUGGCAUCUCGGGCAGGUGUACGGGGCCCGCUCGGCCAGGCAGAGCCCGCAGCCAGGGUCGAGGCCGGGACUCGAACCCGUGGUGGCCUCCAUGGUUGUAAGAGCGGCCGAAGACCUUCGAGAGCGUUCGAGAUUUUCCGCCACUUAUCGGGUUCGACAGUGAUGAUUGCCGCCCUUCUAGUCGCUUUGGCGCAGGCGCAGAACACGAAGGCCGCUCUAAUCGCGUCGCUCCCCGGCUCCGAGCCCCACCCCGCCGCGCGGCCUGUGGGUGACGUCAUCCGUGGAGACGGCGGUAAAUCGGGCUACUGCGCGUGCGUCAUCACCCGGCGCCGCUGUCGCUUUCCUUGUUCCAAGAUGGCGGCCUUCGCUUUAGCUAAGUUAGCCAGGGGUGGCUUCAGGAAGGAGCCGUUGUCGCCCUGGUUAGGAGGAAGGAGGUGGUGGCUGCCGCCGCUGGGAGUGUCCCGUCUGAGCCACGCCGCAGCGGAAGCCAACUCGGCAGACUCAAAAUAUCCGGGCAUUAUUGAGUCUACUGAGGAAUAUAAAUUUGUGGAGAGACUCUUACCUCCCACCCGAAUACCAGUACCUCCAAAACAAGAGAGCUACCCCACACCUUCUGGAUGGAGGCCGCCUCAAGAUCCUCCUCCUGCUCUUCCUUACUUUGUGCGACGGUCACGAAUGCACAACAUCCCGGUGUAUACGGAUAUCACCCAUGGCUGUCGGAAGAUGACUGUCAUCAGGAAGAUUGAAGGCGAUAUCUGGGCCCUCGAGAAAGAAGUGAAAGAAUUCCUCACGCCGCUCUUGGGACGGACGCCGGCCACGCAGGUCCAUGAAGUUGCCUGCAGCAUUCGCAUCAAGGGCUAUUUCGACCAGGAGUUGAAGACAUGGUUGAUGGACAAAGGAUUUUAAAAAAAUAAAGGGGAUUUGUGGGAGGCUCUCCUGUUUCUCCUCUGAA
Messenger RNA from Hemicordylus capensis (graceful crag lizard), 1831 nucleotides. RefSeq names its product mitochondrial ribosomal protein L49 (gene MRPL49). Bases 1 to 1785 code for a protein of 594 amino acids. Gene Ontology annotation, cellular component: mitochondrial large ribosomal subunit; ribosome. Gene Ontology annotation, biological process: translation. Gene Ontology annotation, molecular function: structural constituent of ribosome. NCBI's taxonomy places the organism in Eukaryota, Metazoa, Chordata, Lepidosauria, Squamata, Cordylidae. The record is from RefSeq and is a predicted model, not a curated record. The transcript is spliced from 7 exons.